CCGCAAUCGCGUCCCCCGGCAACGCUGAGCGCCCCGCGGGGCCCGGCCGCCGCUCCACGGCACAGCCACCGCCGUGUCCCGCGGAGGCCCGCGACACCGGGCCGCUGGCGGAGGGGCUGCGCCGCGCCGCAUGACAGCGAUGCCUUCCUCCGAGGCCAUCCUGCAGCCAUCCCCCAGCAAGAGGCAGAAGGGCUCGGUGCCCGGGGAGCCCACCGCACGGCUCCGCUUCACUAAGCUGUCCGAGAACGCCUCCACCCCUUCCAGAGGCUCUGCUCGGGCUGCGGGCUACGAUCUAUACAGCGCCUAUGACUGUGUGAUACCACCCAUGGAAAAGGCCGUAGUGAAAACAGACAUUCAAAUUGCACUUCCUUCUGGAUGCUAUGGCCGAGUAGCACCACGUUCUGGUUUAGCUACAAAACACUUCAUAGAUGUUGGUGCUGGUGUUAUUGAUGAGGAUUACAGGGGAAACGUUGGUGUGGUACUCUUCAACUUUGGCAAGGAGACUUUUGAAGUUAAAAAAGGGGAUAGGAUUGCCCAGCUCAUCUGUGAACGCAUUUGCUAUCCGGAGCUAGAAGAAGUUCAAGCUCUAGAUGAUACAGAACGUGGCGAAGGUGGCUUUGGUUCUACUGGAAAAAACUGAAAAUUAUUUGAAUAUGCUUUCUAUUUUUUUUUGUUAUGCUAUUUCUAAAUUUUCAUUUGAAUCAGAAGUGGGAUUUUGGAGUACAUUAAAAAAUUUCAAGUUUCGUUCAGACUUCUCUCUAUCUGUCCUCCUGUCUAUUUUUACAGGCAGUGAAUUCAUCUGCAUUAUGGGGAAAUGUGCAUGACUGACUUGAUUGAUUAGUUGAUAGAUUGUUUUUUCUUUCUAGAUGUUCGGUCCUCAGUAAUAAGAACUCAUUGUUUAUGUGCUGAUUAUACUCUAAUAAAUUAAAAAAUAACUUAA
Gymnogyps californianus (California condor) is the source of this 940-nucleotide messenger RNA. It is a transcript of the gene DUT, whose product is annotated as deoxyuridine triphosphatase. The transcript is spliced from 7 exons. Gene Ontology annotation, biological process: dUTP catabolic process; dUMP biosynthetic process. Gene Ontology annotation, molecular function: magnesium ion binding; dUTP diphosphatase activity. Lineage: Eukaryota; Metazoa; Chordata; Aves; Accipitriformes; Cathartidae. The record is from RefSeq and is a predicted model, not a curated record. The coding region runs from base 131 to 640 and encodes 169 amino acids.